This is a messenger RNA of Rosa chinensis, 885 nucleotides long. RefSeq lists its product as uncharacterized. Lineage: Eukaryota; Viridiplantae; Streptophyta; Magnoliopsida; Rosales; Rosaceae. The coding region runs from base 1 to 885 and encodes 294 amino acids. The record is from RefSeq and is a predicted model, not a curated record. The transcript is spliced from 2 exons.
AUGGAUAGGUCAUGGAUGCAUGCUGAUAGGAAGUCUUACAAAUAUAAGUUAGGGGUGGGACUAUUUUGUCAAUUUGCUUUGGACAAUGCUAAAGAUCAGAACCACAUUUGUUGUCCUUGCACAAACUGUGGAAAUGUGGAAUACUUCUCUACUAGUGUGAUAAAGGAUCAUUUAUUUGUGAAUGAGAUUGACCCUAGUUAUGAGAAAUGGAUAGAGCAUGGGGAGGUUGAUGUUGAGUCGGCGGGAUCAGAAAGGGCAGAUUGUGAAGUUGAAUUGGAUAGUGAUGUGCGGUUGGAAGGUGAUGAGGAUGAGGAGAUUUCAGAAGAGUGUAAUGAAUUCAGGCAGUUUGUAGAGGAUGCCAACAAACCCUUAUACCUUGGUUGUGAUAGGCACGCCAAGAUGAAUGUACUUGUGAGGCUUUACAACUUGAAAGUCAAGCAUGGUAUGACUGAUGCGGCUUAUUCGGAUUGGUUGAUUGCCUUUUCAGAGUAUCUUCCUACUAGAAACGAGAUACCUACAUCAGUGUAUGAGGCAAAGAUGGUUUUGAGUGCUCUAGGAAUGGAUUAUAGAAAAAUCCAUGCUUACCCCAAUGACUGUAUUCUCUACAGAAAACAGUAUGCUGAUGAAAUUCGAUGUCCUAGAUGUGGUAUCUCAAGGUGGAAAGUAUGCAAGAACAAGAAAGAAAUGGAGGGAGUACCUGCAAAAGUAUUGUGGUACUUUCCUCCUAUUCCUAGGUUUAAAAAGAUGUUUCAGUCAGUUGAAACAUCUAAGAAUUUUACUUGGCAUGCCAUAGAGAGAAACAAAGAUGGCUUCAUUUGCCAUCCCGCUGAUUCAAAAUCUUGGAAGUUAGUGGAUGAAAAGUGGCCAGAUUUUGGUUCAUUCUGA